Molecule: messenger RNA, 653 nt
Organism: Cuscuta epithymum
Lineage: Eukaryota; Viridiplantae; Streptophyta; Magnoliopsida; Solanales; Convolvulaceae
Source: the annotation of a GenBank genome assembly
AAAUUAAGUAAGGAAAUACCGUUUAAUAAAAACUUGGAGACUCCCUUCAAAAAAAAAACUUGGAGACUCCCUUCAAAAAAACAUACUUGGAGACUGAGGCAUGGUCUGGAGCAUCACCAUCACCGAGUUUUGAUCCUUCGGCUUCAUCACAUGUAAACGCAGUUUCGAGUUAACGGCGGCGGCGGUCCUAGCAAUCUAGGGUUUUCGGCGGGCGGCGCUAUAUCUUUCUUGGCACUUCAGUGUCUUGGAGUUUUGCUAGUUUUCCUCAUCUGAAGCACAGGAUGGGGCGCGGGAGUAUUCGGGCUCGAAGGAUCUUGGCGAAUUUCAACUGCAGCACAGGGGAGAUGAUAGGGAUCUGGAGACUGUUCGCGUUUGGACUGGCGGUGCUAGUGCGGUACUUUGGCCAAGAAAUGGAGGGUUCAACUACCUUUGAUAUUGUUAGUGGGGGACGGAUCUAUUUGUCCAUCAAUAGCUGCAUUAAGCCCGUGUGGUGGUUAGCGAUUCGUUUUGCUCCUUUAGGGAUGAUCGUUUCAAUGUCUAAUCGUAGGGCUAAUAGUAGUAAUUGGAAGGUGAAGGUUUUUGUCAGUUCUGGCUGGUCAUUUUGAGAUUGAUGUAACGAUCGUGAUUCUAAUUAUAUCAAUAUACUCCCUCCG